UGGUACUCACAUAUCAACCUGCAUUCCAGGCUAAAUAGCGGUCCAAAUUUCAGAAAAGUUAUCACACAUCAAGGCUGUCAAUAAAUAUAAACAAAAUAACCGUGACAUCUACUUUUAAAAGUGCCUGGUCCUUUUGCGAGUUAGCAUGGACCAGCAUGCCAACAGGCUGCGCUUGAAGGCGUUUCUCUACCUCCUGAGCCUCUUCUGCUCUUCCUGCGAGGCUGUAGAGCUCAGUCCCGAUCGAUGCACCGUGUGGGGCUCCGGGCUGGACCCAAACGUUGUGCUUCCCGUCCGGUACUUCUACAUUCAAGCCGCCGACGAGGCUGGCCAAAAUCUGACCUAUUCUCCAGGGAAAGAUUCCUUCCAGGUACGUAUCACCGCACUGGCCCCGGGGAAGCAUAUCCGCAUCCAUGUCCCUCGGCCCCUGGAUCGGGGAGACGGCUCCUUCCUCAUGUUGUACCGGCUGUAUGAGAGCGCCACCUCUGGUUUGAAGGUGGAGGUGCUGCACAGGGAUCGGCCAGUGGGCAGGUCCCCUUACAUCCUUCCAGGACCUGUCUACCAUGAGUACUGCGACUGUCCUAAAGCCAAUGGCGCGGCUUGGGAGGCUGCCAUGACGUGCCCGUCCUACGAGCCCCAAAUCCUGAAAGACUUCAGCUCCUUCCCCUCCAUCGACCUGCAGCGCCUCCUACAGGAGGUCCCUAAGCGCUUCGCCCAGCGAGGGGGGCUCAUCCACUACACUGUGCUCAACAACCAGGUGUAUCGGCGCUCCUUGGGCAGGUACACUGACUUCAAGAUGUUCUCCGAUGAGAUAUUGCUCUCGCUGGCCAGAAAGGUGCAGCUCCCGGACGUUGAGUUCUACAUCAACGUGGGGGACUGGCCUCUGGAGACUCGGAAGGCGGGCGAUCUCCCAGGCCCCGUGCCCAUCCUUUCCUGGUGCGGCUCCACGGACACGCGCGACAUUGUCCUACCCACCUAUGACAUCACGCAUUCCAUGCUGGAGACGCUGAGAGGCGUGUCCAACGACCUUCUGUCUGUGCAGGGGAACACAGGACCAUCCUGGGCCAACAAGACGGAUAAGGCAUUUUUCCGUGGGCGGGACAGUCGUGAGGAGCGCCUCCAGCUGGUGGCGCUGUCCAGGAAGCACCCGGAGCUGCUGGACGCCGGCAUCACCGCCUUUUUCUUUUUCCGCGAGCGGGAGAAGGACAUGGGCAAAGCAUCCCUGGUGGGGUUCUUCCACUUCUUCCAGUUCAAGUACCAGGUGAACGUGGAUGGUACUGUGGCAGCGUACAGGUUCCCCUACCUCAUGCUGGGGGACAGUCUUGUGCUGAAGCAGGACUCGCCAUACUAUGAGCAUUUCUACAGUCACCUGAGGCCAGGAACGCACUACCUGCCUGUGCUGAGAAACCUCUCUGACCUCAUAGAGAAGAUACGCUGGGCCAAGGAGAAUGAUUUUGAAGCACAGGUCAUAGCCAAGAAUGGGCAGAUACUGUCCAGAGAACUGCUGCAACCCAACAGACUGUACUGUUACUACUACAGCGUGUUACAGAUGUACGCCCAAAGGCAGCACGGUCGGCCAACUGUGCACCCCGACAUGGACCCGGUACCCCAGCCCUCAGAUCACGGCGCCCACUGCGAAUGCCAGCAGGAAGCGUCGUCUCAAGAGAAGGACGAGCUCUGAUCCGAGGCAGUGGUGAUCUGGGCAUGUGCGUCGGCAGGCUGGGCCUCCAGCUGCGUGAUGUAGCCGUGCUCUGCCGUGAGCCUUGAAUAAAUCCGACACGUUGAAGACCAAUCAGUGAAUCACCUGCCUCCAGCCCUCAUCCAGGCUAAUUUUCCAUGUUUACAGCUGCCAGCCUUGAUACAGCACUCUGCAGAACAGUUCCAUUGCUUUAUAAAUGUCAUUGUUUACAGUCCUGGAUGCUUGGAGCUUGACUUUGGUACGAAACCUGUUUAUCUUAAUGUAUUUUUAUAAUGCUCAAGAAUUGCCAGUUUUGUAUUUUGUAUAUUUAUUAUAACAUAAGCAUAACAAUAAAGUUUGGAUACUUUGAA
This is a messenger RNA of Brienomyrus brachyistius, 2046 nucleotides long. It is a transcript of the gene poglut3, whose product is annotated as protein O-glucosyltransferase 3. The transcript is spliced from 8 exons. Bases 146 to 1678 code for a protein of 510 amino acids. Gene Ontology annotation, molecular function: protein binding; glucosyltransferase activity. The record is from RefSeq and is a predicted model, not a curated record. NCBI's taxonomy places the organism in Eukaryota, Metazoa, Chordata, Actinopteri, Osteoglossiformes, Mormyridae. Gene Ontology annotation, cellular component: endomembrane system.